Molecule: messenger RNA, 907 nt
Organism: Gilbertella persicaria
Lineage: Eukaryota; Fungi; Mucoromycota; Mucoromycetes; Mucorales; Choanephoraceae
Exons: 1
Coding region: 36-851 (271 amino acids)
Source: RefSeq, a predicted model, not a curated record
UUUUUUUUUCUUUUCUACAUUUUUUUUCUUGAAUUAUGACCUCUAUCAUUGGAUAUACUAGGACCUUUCAUCCCUCUUGUUCAAUAGCACCAGUACAAAGACAUUGCCCCAAUAGGCCUGCUUUGAACAGAACAGAUCAUACUGAUCAAGUAGUGACGCGAAAUGAAGAUAAUGCAGCCAAAAAGCCAAAUUAUCACCGCAUGUUUUCCAGAGAAUUGACUACGCCAAAUGGAAUGAUAGAACUCAUUAUUGACAAAAAACCCUUAUCUCUCCAAUCAAGCAAAAUCACUAUCAAUACGGCGAUGGCUGUACCAGAUAAGAAGAUACUAAACCAACAAGUUAAAAAUAAUAACAGCAUACCUCAAUAUAAAGAUUACAACACAUAUUUGGCCAUUGACCUAAGUGGAAAGCAUGACUAUGAUGAAAUUUCAUCAUCUACAACAAGCUUUGAUAGCAUACAAAGACUAAUGGAUUCUAUUUCAAAAAUGAAACACAAGAAAUCGAUCAAAUUCGUGAAUAUUAUAGAGUUGCUUAGACAACUGCAGCGUUAUCAACACGAAUAUCAGUUCAUGAGCUGCAUUGACAAACAAAACGAAAAAAUCUUAGUUUAUUUCCCUAAUAGUCUUUCAGUCAACAUACAUGGGACACGUACUUGGCUAAAGCAAGUCGUUGGAGUAGACUGCGAAGCAUAUGACUACUGGCAUUUGAUAUGCUCUAAUGAAGAAGAGGAAGAAGACGACGUGGAUGCAUUUGAUGGCAAGAAGUACUUUAAAGAGAUAAAUAUGUUUAUAGAUCAGGUGGAUGCUUUGAUGGAAUCAAAUGGUUUAUUCUCUCACAAACAAAAGAAUUAGUUACUUUUUUUUAAUGAUGCCACAAGACCUUGAUAAUAAACCUAAUGUAAAAUGAU